Messenger RNA from Quercus lobata, 1445 nucleotides. RefSeq names its product AGAMOUS-like 15 (gene AGL15). Lineage: Eukaryota; Viridiplantae; Streptophyta; Magnoliopsida; Fagales; Fagaceae. The coding region runs from base 356 to 1117 and encodes 253 amino acids. The transcript has 8 exons. The record is from RefSeq and is a predicted model, not a curated record. Gene Ontology annotation, biological process: positive regulation of transcription by RNA polymerase II. Gene Ontology annotation, molecular function: RNA polymerase II transcription regulatory region sequence-specific DNA binding; protein dimerization activity; DNA-binding transcription factor activity. Gene Ontology annotation, cellular component: nucleus.
CUCUCUUUUUCUCUCUCUUUCUCUUUUUUAAUCUCUCUCACGCCUCUUUAUCUUCUCUGCCUCUAUAUUUAGCAACCCUUUUUCUCACCUUUCCCAAGUUUAGCAGCAGAGAACCCAAGAAGCCAAAAACAGAGCUCCUUCUCAUACUGAUAUAUAUAAAUAUAUAUAUUUAUAUAAAAAUAAACACAGAGAUAGAGACAUAUAUAGAGAGAGAGAGAGAGAGAAAGAGAGCAUCUUUGUAUUGACAAACACACACACCAAAACUUGCUUCUUUAUCAAGUUUUUGUUAAAGGGUUUUGAUCAGAAUUUUGGGUUUGAGGCUUAAGAAGAAGAAGAAGAAGAAGAAAAAGCAAAUAUGGGAAGAGGGAAGAUUGAGAUCAAGAGGAUUGAGAAUGCAAAUAGCAGACAAGUCACAUUCUCAAAGAGACGUGCUGGUUUGCUCAAAAAAGCUCAGGAGCUUGCUAUUCUUUGUGAUGCUGAGGUUGCUGUUAUUAUCUUCUCCAAUACUGGCAAGCUGUUUGAGUUUUCUAGUGCUGGUAUGAGGCGAACGCUUUCAAGAUACAACAAGUGUCUAGAUUCUAUGGAGACUUCUCCAGUAGAAUACAAAGCAGAGAAGCAAGAAUCUAAGGAGCUGGAUGUUCUAAAAGAUGAAGUGGCAAGGCUACAAAUGAAACAGUUACGGUUGUUGGGUAAGGAUCUGACUGGUGUGGGCUUAAAAGAAUUACAGCACAUUGAGCAGCAGUUAAGUGAAGGGUUAUUGGCUGUGAAGGAGAAGAAGGAACAAUUACUGAUGGAUCAACUGGAGCAAUCAAGACUGAAGGAGCAGCGGGCUAUGCUGGAGAAUGAAACUUUGCGCAAACAGGUUGAGGAGCUUCGAGGUUUCUUUCCACCUGCUGAACGCCCAGUCCCGUCUUAUCGUGAAUAUUACCCUACAGAACGGAAGAAUUCCCGUGCCAAUCAUGGUGUUGUGAGUCCUGAUCCGGGUUGCGAAAUUGAAAAAGAAGAUUCAGACACCACCUUGCAAUUAGGGCUGUCAACUGAAAUUUAUCGCAAGAUGAAGGAACCUGGGAGAGAAACCCAUUCCAACGACUCAGGGAACCAAAUGGACUUCCUAUGAUCCAUUUCCUUUUGCUUCCAAUAGAAAUGACAGAAUCAAAAUGAACUUGAUACAGUUGAGUCCAGUUUUAGCAGUUUCUGCUGAUGCCCCAUUUUAAUCUUGAAAGAGAUUAAAAAAAAAAAUGUUAGUCUUAGGUGACCCCAAAAUCAGGGUGAAGAUAUAGUUUUUCCAAUUUUAGGAGGUUUGAGUAUGCAAAAAGUUGUAGCUAGUUGAUCAGUUUCUGAAGGAAUGGCUAUGAACAAUGCAAACUAUGUCAGCUUUAUUUUAGUUUACAUCAAAAGGGGUCUGUAGAGUGUAGGCUUUUUAUUAUCUAUUGCAUAAAUUAUCU